Carcharodon carcharias (great white shark) is the source of this 4768-nucleotide messenger RNA. It is a transcript of the gene slc25a25b, whose product is annotated as solute carrier family 25 member 25b. NCBI's taxonomy places the organism in Eukaryota, Metazoa, Chordata, Chondrichthyes, Lamniformes, Lamnidae. The coding region runs from base 1 to 1446 and encodes 481 amino acids. Gene Ontology annotation, biological process: transmembrane transport. The record is from RefSeq and is a predicted model, not a curated record. The transcript has 11 exons. Gene Ontology annotation, cellular component: mitochondrial inner membrane. Gene Ontology annotation, molecular function: ATP transmembrane transporter activity; calcium ion binding.
AUGCUGUGCCUAUGUUUAACUGUACCAGUACUGGAUAGUUUGGAAAGAGAAUUUGAAUACUUUGAAUCAGGACGGCUGCCUGCUGAGCUAAAAUCUUUGUUCAAGCUCAGCCUUUUCAUCCCUUCGCAGGAGUUAUCAACCUAUCGUCAGUGGAGACAGAAAGUUGUAAAAGCUGGUGACAAAGACUGUGAUGGCCAACUGGAUUUCGAAGAAUUUGUUCAUUAUUUAAAAGACCAUGAGAAGAAGCUCCGACUGGUUUUCAAAAGCCUGGAUAAAAAAAAUGAUGGUAAAAUUGAUGCACAAGAAAUCAUGCAGUCGCUGCGUGACCUUGGAGUGCACAUUUCAGAGCAGCAGGCAGAAAAGAUCCUGAAACGAAUUUGGAGAGGGCACCUCUGGGGCCCUAUUGUAUAUAUGGAUAAAAAUGGAACAAUGACAAUUGACUGGAACGAGUGGCGAGAUUAUCACCUUCUACAUCCAGCGGACAACAUUCCUGAAAUAAUCCUGUACUGGAAGCACUCCACAAUCUUUGAUGUGGGUGAGAGUUUAACAAUUCCAGACGAGUUCACAGAGGAGGAAAAGCAAACUGGGAUGUGGUGGCGACAGUUGGUAGCGGGAGGAGGUGCGGGUGCUGUGUCCAGAACAUGCACUGCUCCACUUGAUCGGCUCAAGGUACUCAUGCAGGUUCAUGCUUCCAAAUCGAACAAUAUGUGCAUUGCAGGAGGAUUUAGCCACAUGAUUAAAGAAGGAGGAUUCCGGUCUCUGUGGAGAGGAAAUGGAAUCAAUGCAAUCAAAAUUGCACCCGAGUCUGCACUGAAAUUCAUGGCAUAUGAGCAGAUUAAGAGAUUAAUUGGUAGUGACCAGCAGCCUUUGGGAAUUCAGGAGAGAUUGAUUGCAGGGUCACUAGCUGGACUAAUUGCACAGAGUACAAUCUACCCAAUGGAGGUGUUAAAGACAAGAUUGGCGCUGCGGAAAACUGGACAGUAUUCAGGAAUGCUUGACUGUGCAAAGCACAUAUUUAAGAAGGAGGGAGUUACAGCCUUUUACAAAGGCUAUGUUCCUAAUAUGCUGGGCAUCAUCCCUUAUGCUGGAAUAGACUUGGCUAUUUAUGAGACUUUGAAGAAUUCCUGGUUGCAGCGCUAUGCCAUUGACAGUGUGGAUCCUGGGGUGUUUGUUCUCUUGGCUUGUGGCACCGUCUCGAGCACAUGUGGACAGUUAGCUAGUUACCCAUUAGCACUUGUCAGGACACGAAUGCAGGCGCAAGCUACCACUGAAGGAGCACCCCAGCACACAAUGCUUGGACUCUUCAGGCACAUUCUGAGCACGGAAGGAGCAACUGGACUGUACCGGGGUUUAGCACCAAAUUUCAUGAAAGUUAUUCCUGCUGUGAGCAUUAGCUACGUAGUGUAUGAAAACCUGAAGAUGACCCUCGGUGUCACAUCACGAUGAGACUUAGAAAAGUGACUUGAAGCUGUUUAAUCUUGGGUGAUCACCCUGAGGUUUUAACCAUCUCAUUCUGUGAAUGUCAUAAAACACUAGUUAUUUAAGGACAAUGGGGAAGAGGGUUAAAGGGACCAUUCCCCAACUCAUCAGCAGAUUUAUUUUCUGAUUAGCCUUUCAUUUUUGUCAAAAGCUGUAUAAUUAAGUCUGAAUCUUUGAUGGAGCCAUUUUGUGCAGCGUUAUCACCAUUUCAGCUCAUCAGAUGAAUCAUCAAUCAUUCAAAGGCCACAUGGAGCUUCUUAAUUGUUUAAUGACAUGAUUGCAAAUAUCCAUGUAGAAAUUGCUGUUGGCAGUAAUAGAGGGUGAAUGCUUUCACAGCCUUAUGAUAUUCUGCCAGCUGAUUUAACAGUGGCACUGUCCUAAUUUUAAAAUAAGUGGGUUAACGUUACUGUUAAACAGUAAAUAGAGCAAUAUCAUGGGAAUGCUUUUUAAGUAUUCAUCCACUAGUAUUGCCAAUCAUCAUUGGUAUCUUGAAGUCAAGAAACAAAAUCAUUUUUUUUUAAAUGAGCAAGUUUGCAUCUGUGAAGAAUCCUAAUUUCCACAAUCCUAUGUAAUGUGGCCUUGGGUUCCCCUCUGAUUUGUAAUUGACAUGCACAACUGGAAAGUUCCAGAAAGGAUUCUGAUUUCCUUGUUAAUUUUGGGGACAAAAGCAAAGUCAUUCUUUUGACCCACUUGCACAUUUCCUGACGUUCAUUACCAGCUGAGUUAGUUUUAUUACAGUGUCUGGUUUUAUCAUAUAGUUCAGGUGUCAACUGGGUAUUUAUGUUAUUUAUUGUUUACAAGUUUUGAAAAGGCUUAAAAUCUGUGAUAAUGGAGGCUUAAUCUUCUGGUGAAGGAACCAAAUAUUAGGUCCAUAUAAGAUUCUGUUAGACCAUCAUGAGUGAAGUCAAACCCAGUGAUGGCCAUUGAAGUUUGUCAGAAAUCUCCUUCACUAUUUGCUGUGCAGGUGGUCAACUAUUAUCUUAUAGAAACCUUAAAUGACCGUCUUACAUUUAGAAAGGGGUUAAAUUAUUUAUUUUUAUACACCUUGCAGUGCUAACCAGAUAUUUAUUAAUAAAUGUGACCUAAAUGAGGACAGUGUGUGUGUGUGUUGCUGUCAUUUGCACGUCCUAUAAAUUAGCUGUUUUGUAUGGGUUUUAAAGCUUUUCAAAAGCCCUUUCUAAUGUGUGGAGGCAAUGGUUAACAUUAGUAUCAGUUAUUAGUCUUUUUUGUUCAUUCCAGACCUUUUUUGGCUGAGAUGAGGAAUGAAAGGAACAAAAGCACAUGUACUGCACAGGCCUGUUUACUCCUUUGGGGAUAACAUUUUCCAAUGUAGCAUAUUUCUGCAGCAGACUUCUGAGUAAAGUAGUUGAAAGGGUGGAAGUUAUAAGGCCACAACUUCAGUUCAAACAUAAUCACAAAGAUGAGCCACUUUAUUAAUAUUGUUUCAGUAAUUUAAAAUGAAGGCAUCUAACAUUCUGACCAUUUAUGAAAAAAGUAGCAAAUCUGAGCUGGCAAACUUUACUAUUUUAAGACAGUCUGAGAGUCAUCAUAGCUUUCAUGCAAACUACAAAAUGGGAAUGACUGUCUCUCACCUGGUGAAAGGCCCAAGGCACCUUGUAGACCGGUACUGCAAAUGUACUCUUGCCUAUCUUAGAUUUUGUGUUGUUAGGCCUGAUCAAUUACAGUCUGCUUUGAUUAGAAAAGCUUUUUUUUUAAGAGGGUGGUGAGUGGGAGGCAAAUGCCUGGUGGAAGAAGGCAAGGUGAUUUGAAAGUGUUGAAGGAUGUUGCAAACCCCUGGGUGUGGGGGGAGUGGGGGGUGUGGGUAUAUGCACAGAGCUUGAUGAAAUUUCAUGGUGAGGUGGGGCCUGCAGGAUUUGGGGACCAGAAACCAUAUCUAUCUGGUGAAAUGUCACUUUCAGCAGUUGUCUUGGGCUCCUUUAGCAAGACUUGUCCUUGUGCAUUUGUAUGUGAUCAGAACUGGGAGGGUUGAGGAGCAUGUGGUUUGUGCUAUACUUGAGCAAAAAAAUCUGUAUAGCUCAACUGUUAAGUGUUGUUUUAGCAGCAGCAGGUUGAAAGUCUUGUGCUGAUUCUGUUUUUAAAAAAGGACAGUUUUCUGAACUAACUUGCUCUUCGCUGACUGAACAACCUUUUUACAAGAUAUCAUUUUAGACCUACAAACUGAAAAUCUUAUUCACAUGUCUAAUAUUGGCUAGUAUGUGUUGUAAGCUGAGUUUUUGAGGCGUUUUCUUUCUCCCAUCUAAUUUAUGUAUUUAUUUUGGAAGCUUGUGAAAAGUAAAUUGUGUGUAACUUUAGUUGUAACUGUUUUUGUAAUCACUAAACUUAAAAAGAUCUGACCUAGAGCAUGGCUUGGUCUCUGCCUUGUCCAGCGUGUUUCUGUUCUAGCUGUUUAUGCACAGAAUUAACGGGGUGUGAAACUGCUGCCCUUCAACGUUCUGUGAAGUGAACAGGACACUCACCCCAUUUAUUUUGUUUAAAAAAAAACACUUCCUACUGGUACAGUGCUGCACUCUGGAAGUGGGCUAUAGAUUGUCUGCAAAAAAAAAUCACAGACAAUCUUCUUGAUCUGAUGCGCAGCCCUGGAAUCUGCACUGUUUACACUUUUUUGGAGGAGGGGAUCAAGGGAAUGAAGUGGCUUUGUUUUACAUGGGUGAUUUACUUCACAAACAUGUAGUCAGAUUUAAUAAAAUGAUAUUUUACUGGGACCAGAAGGUGUUUUUCUUUUGGAAGGUAAUUUCAUGUUGUGAAUCAGUUGAUCAUGUGAAUGCAGUUUUUUUUUAAAUGUAUGAAAGCUUUUUUUAAAAAAAUACAUUUAAUAAAAGCAAGACCUAUUGAUCAAUGGAGGUGGCCCAGGGUCUGUAAACUGUGGAUAUUGGUUUGUUCUCAAAGCCUUACAGCGUUAAAAGUGCCUCUGCAGAUCCUGACGUAUGUGUUUUCCCUGUUUGGGGACUGUGCUGUGAGCCCUCUUCUAUUGGUGCAGUAUCUCCAGAGAACAGGUCCAAAUGUCCUGUAAUGCUGCCGUUUAGCUCAACCCUUUAUUUCUUAACUGAGUUAAGGUCACUGUUUAUUCUGGGAUUUCACAGUGGAACCUGAUUUGCCAAAGGCAGCCUGUAAUUAAUUUCUUAAAUUAUGAAAUGCAAGCCGUGCAGAAUCAAUGCAAUCUGUGUUUUGUGUUCCUGUUUGUGUUGCAGAGUAAGACUGAUAAAUUGACCCUUUAUGUACUUACGUUCAGAUAGGGAACAGUCUUCUAAUAAAGUAAUUUCUAUGCGAA